UAGAUUAUACGAGAGACCGUCUAAAAUUGUUCAUUUUAGAUCUAAAUGAUUCGUAGCUUUACUCCAGGAUUAAACAUGCUGUUGUAGCACAACAUGAAAUGGCGAUUGUGAUGAUCAAUGGACAAGAGGAAUUUUGCCGAUUUAGAAAGCAAACGAGAAGAAACUACCGAUUCCUAACUACUUCCAAUAAAGCCAUCGACAAUGCUGAUCACACGUAUCUAGCGCAGCACAGCGUUCGUUUCCGGCAGUCUUGUAUCUCACUGUGUGAUUCCACGAUCGCUGUCUCUUCGUAGUAUUCUGCCGUCCACUUGUCUCACUUAUCUUGUCGACACACGUCGAUAUGUAUUUCGUUUCACGAGUAGUAAAGUAAACUCGCUAUGCGCUUCUUCGUGUCUCCGACACUCCUUCGCGAGUGUUCCUAUUCCCUCGUCCGUGGAUGUUCUCGAAGUGCGCGGUCUGUCGUGUCGCGCGGGACAUCGCGUUACCACGUUACCGCCAACUGUCUCGUGAACGAUCGCAAGGGCACGACCAUUUGUGCUCUGUCUUCCGGUCACGGAAAAUGCGGCGUGGCAGUGGUGAGAAUAUCGGGAAGCCGAUCUUUAGACGCACUGAAAAAGAUGACAAGCAUAUCCAAGCUGGAACCGAGGAGAGCCUUCCUGCGAAAAAUACGCGAUCCAGAAACUGGAGAGGUCAUCGACAAUGGACUUUGCUUGUGGUUUCCCGGUCCGCACUCGUUCACCGGCGAGGAUUCCGUGGAGUUUCACGUACACGGCGGACCAGCGAUCCUGACGAAGCUGAUGCAAGCUCUCUCGAGACUGCAGGUGCAUCCGGCGCUACCGGGUGAAUUCACCAGACGCGCCUUCUACAAUAAUAAGCUAGACCUGACGGAAGUGGAGGGCCUGGCCGACUUGAUAGAGGCUGAGACCGAGUAUCAGAGAAAGCAAGCGCUACUACAGGCCGAUGGUAUUCUGCGUAAACUGUAUAACAGUUGGAGAAAAGUCCUUUCGGAGUCCGUGGCGAGUAUCGAGGCGUACAUCGACUUCGGUGAAGAGGAUAACAUCGAGAGUGACGUGGUACAGAACGCGCACCAAGCUCUCGGACAACUGAUGCGAGAGCUGAAGGAACACCUGGCUGACGGCAGACGCGGCGAAAUUCUACGGAACGGAGUGAGGACUGUAAUCAUCGGCGAACCCAACGUGGGCAAGAGCAGUCUGCUGAAUCACCUGGUGCAGCGAAAUGCCGCCAUCGUCACACCCAUCGCCGGCACCACGAGGGACGUCAUCGAACUGACUGCGAACAUCUCGGGCUAUCCUGUGCUGAUAGCGGACACCGCCGGUAUCACGGAAGACAUCAGGGAUAUCGUCGAAGCCGAGGGUGUCCGUCGAGCGAAAAGUCACGCAGAGAACGCUGAUUUUGUGGUCGUUAUGGUGGACGCAUUGAAGUGUGCAACCAGUGGUAUGACCUGGAAAGACUACAUACGCGAAUACCUGUCGUUAUUGGGAAUACAGGAGCUAAUGGCGACAAUUGGAAGAGAACGUUUUAUCGUGAUAGCGAAUAAAAAAGAUUUGCUGAAGGAGGAGGAGAAACGACACUUCGACGAUGCUGAAACGGUUCUGGUAUCUUGCAGAACGGAGGACGGUUUCCAGGACUUGCUGCGAUCGCUGACAGACCGUUUCAGUAAUAUAUGCGGUAAUCCAUCCGCGGAAUGUCCCACUAUCAGUCAGGCAAGGCAUAGAAAUCACUUGGACCAGUGCUUCAGACAUCUGCACAAGUACUUCGAAUUGUGCGCGCACGAGCAGCACGACAUGGCCAUAGCGGCAGAGGAAAUACACAAAGCGAUGCGGGAACUCGGAAGAAUAACGGGACACGUUAGCACUGAUGAAAUAUUAGACAUCAUAUUCAAAAACUUUUGUAUCGGCAAAUAAAGCACCGUUACUUGUGCAUAAAAAAACGUUCGUGUUUUCUUGUAAGAUACUUUGUAAUUUUUUUUUCAAAUUGCGGAGUAAUUGCGAUCAAAUAGUCAAAC
Messenger RNA from Cyphomyrmex costatus, 2026 nucleotides. RefSeq names its product tRNA modification GTPase GTPBP3, mitochondrial. Gene Ontology annotation, cellular component: mitochondrion; cytoplasm. The record is from RefSeq and is a predicted model, not a curated record. Lineage: Eukaryota; Metazoa; Arthropoda; Insecta; Hymenoptera; Formicidae. Gene Ontology annotation, molecular function: GTP binding; GTPase activity; protein binding. Gene Ontology annotation, biological process: tRNA methylation; tRNA wobble uridine modification. Bases 378 to 1925 code for a protein of 515 amino acids. The transcript has 4 exons.